Messenger RNA from Capsicum annuum, 1951 nucleotides. RefSeq names its product probable beta-1,4-xylosyltransferase IRX10L. The transcript has 4 exons. The record is from RefSeq and is a predicted model, not a curated record. NCBI's taxonomy places the organism in Eukaryota, Viridiplantae, Streptophyta, Magnoliopsida, Solanales, Solanaceae. Gene Ontology annotation, biological process: plant-type secondary cell wall biogenesis; glucuronoxylan biosynthetic process. Gene Ontology annotation, molecular function: glucuronoxylan glucuronosyltransferase activity; 1,4-beta-D-xylan synthase activity. Bases 511 to 1761 code for a protein of 416 amino acids.
GAAAUAAAUUUCCACAAAAUUUGACUUGCCAUCCACCAAACUCUAAAAUGAAAGGCUUGUCCAUAAUAAUACACCUUCCUUAAUACACCAUUCCAGUAGCUGAUACACCCAAUAUAAUAUUGCCAACUUUUAAGAAACUAUACUUACCAGUUAGCAUGAAAAUUGACAUCCAAACUAAUAUCCACCCUUUCCCCUUACUCUCUGUUUCUUUAAGCAAAUUCUUACAGACCCCAUUUCCCUAUCAAUCCCUAUUUUUGUUACUGUAUACAAGAAUCACCAAGAUUUCCAUUUUUUUUUCUUCUAUUCCUAGCUGUCUUUGAAAGAACCCCAGUAGCAAGAAAAUGCUACUAACAACUAACAACUACCCCAGCUAAUGAAAUUCUAACUAUUUAUUCCUCCUACCACAUUAUAUAUUAAUAAGAAAUUUCCAAACUUUCUUUUGUUAUUGGGGCAGUUACCCAUUAAAGCUCUGGUCUUUUUGUUGUUUUGGGCCAAUUGAGAAGUCAGAAAAUGAGGAGUUGGAGUAGGGGAUUUUUGGGUGUUCUUUGUCUUGCUUUCUUGUUGAAAAUUGAAGGCGUGAAAUUUCACAGGUCUGAACAUACUGAGAGAAUAUCAGGAAGUGCGGGUGAUGUCCUGGAAGAUAAUCCAGUUGGGAGAUUAAAAGUCUUUGUCUAUGAGCUUCCCAGCAAAUACAAUAAGAAAAUUCUGCAGAAAGACCAGCGAUGCCUCAAUCACAUGUUUGCAGCUGAAAUCUUUAUGCAUCGUUUCCUAUUAUCUAGUGCUGUUCGAACCUUUAAUCCCGAGGAAGCAGAUUGGUUCUACACCCCCGUUUACUGUACUUGUGACCUCACACCAAAUGGCCUUCCUUUACCCUUCAAGUCACCGCGUAUGAUGAGGAGUGCAAUACAGCUUAUUUCAUCUAGCUGGCCUUACUGGAAUAGGACAGAAGGAGCUGAUCACUUCUUCAUUGUGCCUCACGAUUUUGGUGCAUGUUUUCACUAUCAAGAAGAAAAAGCUAUUGAGAGGGGAAUUCUUCCAUUGCUCCAACGUGCUACCUUGGUUCAAACUUUUGGACAACGAAAUCAUGUUUGUUUGAAGGAUGGCUCAAUUACAAUUCCUCCAUAUGCUCCCCCACAGAAAAUGCAGUCCCACUUGAUCCCUCCAGAUACACCCCGGUCUAUCUUUGUUUAUUUCCGAGGCUUGUUUUAUGACGUUAAUAAUGACCCAGAAGGUGGUUACUACGCAAGAGGUGCCCGAGCAGCAGUGUGGGAAAACUUUAAAAACAAUCCUCUCUUUGAUAUUUCUACUGAGCAUCCAACCACUUACUAUGAAGACAUGCAGCGAGCUAUCUUUUGCUUGUGCCCCUUGGGAUGGGCACCGUGGAGUCCGAGAUUGGUUGAAGCAGUUAUAUUUGGAUGCAUCCCUGUUAUUAUAGCAGAUGACAUUGUCUUGCCAUUUGCUGACGCAAUCCCCUGGGAAGAUAUAGGCGUGUUUGUAGCUGAGAAAGAUGUCCCAAAUUUGGACACCAUUCUCACUUGUAUUCAACCAGAAGAAAUAUUGAGAAAGCAGAGAUUGCUUGCCAACCCUUCAAUGAAGCAGGCAAUGUUGUUUCCAACACCUGCUCAAUCAGGUGAUGCUUUCCAUCAGAUCUUGAAUGGACUUGCACGUAAACUGCCACAUGACAAGAGCACUUACAUGAAGCCCGGGGAGAAGUUCUUAAACUGGACUGCUGGUCCAGUUGGUGACCUAAAACCUUGGUAGACACUGGCUCAUUGAGAUGAUGUCAGUCUUUUGUUUGGAUUCAAACUUGCUUCUCCGAAUUGUAAAUUUUAACCAUGUAAUUUCACAAGACUCCAUAUUCAUUUUUGGACCUGCAGCGUUCUGCAAUUAGAAAUAUGAGUAUGUGCACUCUCCUACUUGUGCCGAUAUAAUACUAGCAUGGUAUCAAAAA